Phycodurus eques (leafy seadragon) is the source of this 2221-nucleotide messenger RNA. It is a transcript of the gene kcnh8, whose product is annotated as potassium voltage-gated channel, subfamily H (eag-related), member 8. Gene Ontology annotation, biological process: potassium ion transmembrane transport; regulation of membrane potential. Gene Ontology annotation, molecular function: voltage-gated potassium channel activity. The transcript is spliced from 13 exons. Lineage: Eukaryota; Metazoa; Chordata; Actinopteri; Syngnathiformes; Syngnathidae. Gene Ontology annotation, cellular component: membrane. The record is from RefSeq and is a predicted model, not a curated record. The coding region runs from base 2 to 2158 and encodes 718 amino acids.
AAUGCCUGUGAUGAAGGGAUUACUAGCACCGCAGAACACCUUUCUGGACACUAUAGCAACACGCUUUGAUGGCACUCACAGCAACUUCAUUCUGGCCAACGCUCAGGUGUCCAAGGGCUUCCCCAUCGUCUACUGCUCAGAUGGCUUCUGUGAGCUCACAGGCUUCUCCAGGGCCGAAGUCAUGCAACAGAGUUGCGUGUGUAAGUUUCUCUACGGCCCCGAGACCAGCGAAAGUAUCAUCAUCGGCAUCGACGAUGCCUUGGAGGGGCGCAAGGAGUUUAAGGACGAGAUCAUGUUUUACAGCAAGACAGCUGUGCUCUUCUGGUGCCUGUUGGACAUUGUACCAAUUAAGAACGAGAAGGGAGACGUGGUGCUCUUUCUGGCUUCAUUUAAGGACAUCACUGACAUUAAAGCCAAAACCAUUCAGGAGGACAAAAAGGAAGAGCGGCGGCGUGGCAGGAUCAAAACUGGCUCUCCUUUCAGCUCUGCUCGUAUGCGGAGCAGCACCGUGCUGUACCACGUCUCUGGGCACCUCCACAGCAGAGAGAAGAGCAAAAUUAAGCUCAACAAGAAUGUAUUUGGCGACCCUCCCGCCUUGCCAGAGUACAAGGUAGCAGACGCCAAAACGUCCAAAUUCAUCCUCCUGCAUUACAGCACGUGCAAGGCCGGCUGGGACUGGUUGAUCCUGCUCGCCACGUUCUACGUGGCCGUGACCGUGCCGUACAACGUGUGCUUCAUCGGCGACGACGACGACCUCACUCGCAGCACGACCGUCAGUGACAUCGCCGUGGAGAUUCUCUUUAUCCUGGAUAUUGUUUUCAAUUUCCGCACCACCUACGUCAGCAAGUCAGGCCAAGUGAUCUUUGACGCUCGGCAGAUUUGCUUUCACUACCUGACCACCUGGUUCAUCAUCGACCUGGUGGCCGCCUUGCCCUUUGACCUGCUCUAUGCCUUCAAAGUCAGCGUGGUGUCUGUGGUGCACUUGUUGAAAACGGUGCGCCUGCUGCGUUUGCUUCGCCUCCUCCAGAAAAUGGACCGCUACUCGCAGCACAGCACCGUGGUUCUGACCCUGCUCAUGUCCAUGUUCGCCUUGCUGGCCCACUGGAUGGCCUGCAUCUGGUACAUCAUCGGUAAAAUGGAAAUGGAGGCCAACGCCUACAACUGGGAUAUUGGAUGGCUGCACGAGCUGGCAAAGCGUCUGGAGUCGCCGUACUACCCCGUCGGCAGCGUGAACAACGCCACCAGCGGCCCCCCCAUCCGCAGCGUCUACGUCGCAUCUCUCUAUUUCACGCUCAGCAGCCUCACCAGCGUAGGCUUCGGCAACGUGUCGGCCAACACUGACGUUGAGAAGAUCUUUUCCAUUUGCGUCAUGCUUAUAGGAGCUCUGAUGCACGCAUUGGUCUUUGGCAAUGUGACAGCCAUAAUCCAGAGGAUGUACUCCCGCUGGUCCCAGUACCAUACCAGGACCAAAGACCUCAAGGACUUCAUCCGAGUUCAUCAUCUGCCGCGCAGCCUGAAGCAGCGAAUGUUGGAGUAUUUUCAGACAACCUGGUCAGUCAACAACGGCAUCGACUGUAAUGAGCUGCUAAAGGACUUCCCGGAUGAGCUACGCUCUGACAUCACCAUGCACCUUAACAAGGAGAUCCUGGAGCUGUCCCUGUUCGCCUCCGCCAGCCGGGGCUGUCUGCGCUCACUGUCGCUGCACAUCAAGACCACCUUCUGCGCUCCCGGAGAGUACCUCCUCCGAGAGGGCGAUGCUCUGCAGGCCAUCUUCUUUGUGUGCUCUGGGAGCAUGGAGGUCCUGAAAGAUGGCAUGGUGUUGGCAAUUCUUGGUAAAGGGGACCUGAUCGGGGCAAACGUGUCCUUAGACGACCGAGUGAUAAAAACCAACGCGGACGUGAAAGCGCUGACCUACUGCGACCUGCAGUGUAUCAACUUGAAGGGUCUGUAUGAGGUGCUGGACCUCUACCCGGAAUACUCGCAUCACUUUGUGCAGGACAUCCAGCAGGAUCUCACCUACAACCUGAGGGAGGGACAAGAAACACAUGUGAAGGCCAGACUGUCCACAGCAGCGCAUGAUCCUCAGUCAGGUGUGAAAAGGAACGGCCGACUUGCUCAGGGUUGCGCGCCUCUCGCCGAGGCCCAGGGGGGGACAUGACAAGGACAGGAGGGAGGAUGAUGAUUGUCUGUCAUCGGAGCAGAACAGAGCAGUGACCCUCAG